AUGGCCGACUUUUACCCCGAGGCGCGCAAGCGCUUCCCCGCCCUCCAGAGCAGCAGCGGCGGCGGCGGCAGCACCCAGCAGCAAGUCUUCUUCGACAAUGCCGGCGGCAGCCAGACGCUCGACACCGUCAUCGACUCGAUCCGCGAGUACCUCGCGCACCAAAACGUGCAGCUCGGCGCCUCCUACGCCGUCGGCCGCCGCGCCACCGCCAGCUACACGCGGGCCUUUACCGACGCCGCCGACUUUAUUCAGGCCAACGUCGACGAGGUCGUCUUUGGCGCGUCCACCACGCAGCUCCUGCGCACGCUGUCCUGGACCCUGCGCUUCAAGCCCGGCGACGAGAUUGUCAUCUCGGCCAUCGACCACGAAGCCAACAUUGCUCCGUGGGUCGACCUCGCCGAGCGGCAGGGGCUCGAGGUCAAGUGGUGGCGGCCCAAGGACGCGCUGGACCCGGAGCUGCACCCGCUGGACCUCGCGCCGCUCCUGUCCCCGCGCACGCGGCUCGUGGCCUGCACGCACGCGAGCAACCUCCUCGGCACCGUCACCGACGUCCGCGCCAUCGCCGACCUCGCGCACUCGGUCGGCGCGCUCGUGUGCGUCGACGGCGUCGCGUACGCCCCGCACCGGCUCGUCAACGUGCGCGAGCUCGGCGCCGACUUUUACGUCUUCUCGUGGUACAAGGUCUACGGGCCGCACGUGGCGACGCUGUACGCAAGCUGGGCCGCGCAGACGCGUAUGCGCUCCCUGGGGCACUUCUUCAACCCGCACGUCAGCCUCGCCGACAAGAUGGGCCUCGCGGCCGGCAGCUACGAGCUGUGCCAGGCCGUGUCGGCCGUCGUGUCGUACCUCGGCGACCGCGAGUACGGCUCGUGGAGCGAGAUGGAGACGCACGAGGAGGCGCUGACCGAGGGCCUCCUCGCGUACCUCCGCGAGGUGCCGGGCAUCACCAUCUACGGCAAGCGUGGCGUGCAGGACUCCAGGCUCCCGAUCGUGAGCUUCACCGUCGACGGGUGGAACUCGCAGGCGCUGGUCGAGGCCAUCGAGAAGCGCUCCAACUAUGGACUCCGCUGGGGUGCCUUUUACUCGAAUCGGCUGGUCCGCGAGACACUGCUGCUCAAGCAGGAUGGCGUCGUGCGGGUAAGCUUGGCGCAUUACAAUACAAUGGAAGAGGUACUUGGUUUUAUCAAGGUUCUUAAAGAAGUGCUGCCACUGUCGAGCGAAUGA
Akanthomyces muscarius is the source of this 1224-nucleotide messenger RNA. RefSeq lists its product as uncharacterized. The coding region runs from base 1 to 1224 and encodes 407 amino acids. The transcript has 2 exons. NCBI's taxonomy places the organism in Eukaryota, Fungi, Ascomycota, Sordariomycetes, Hypocreales, Cordycipitaceae. The record is from RefSeq and is a predicted model, not a curated record.